CAAGACAUGACGAGAAGUGACUUUGUAGGACAAGCACUUCUGUAUUUGUUGGCUAAAACUAGGAAGAGAUAGAGAGAGACAAAUUGAGGGGGAGAGAGAGAUAGAGAGAGAAUAAAGAGGUGGAGCAAAUAAGGGUCAAGGACUUGAAGGGACACUGAGAUCCUUGAGGAAGACCUAGCCAGGAUAAAGGGAUGUGCUUGGAACCAGCUGCAGACAGAAGAUCUGGCAGACCCUCCUAAGGCUGAGUGCAGGAUCUCUUGGCCUGGCCAGCUCUGCUGUGUUUCAAAACACAAGAGAAAACAAAGAGGGAUCCAGAACAACAUAAAGGAGGUGGACAAAGACUGAGGGGAUAAAAGCAGAGAGAUAGUCAUGUUACUGGGGGACAGCGCUGGUUGGAGAGUCGUUCUGUGUGUGAUGUCCUGUGUUCUUUCCGUGGCGGGGGCUCAGGACACACACAUGACCCAUGCUCUGAGACUGAUGUCAGAAACACCACUCAUCGAUGGACACAAUGACCUGCCUUGGCAGCUCAGGAUGAAGUUCAAUAAUCAGCUCAGCAAUGUGGACUUGUACACACUCAACAACACACACACCAACAUCCCCAAGAUCAGGGAAGGAAGACUGGGAGCACAGUUUUGGUCAGCAUAUGUUCCAUGUGAGAGCCAGUAUAAGGAUGCUGUCAGGCAGACUCUGGAACAGAUUGACGUGGUCCAUAGGAUGUGUCAGAAAUAUCCAGAGGUCUUCAUGUUUGCUGCCAGCAGUCAAGAUAUUGUGGAGGCUUUUGCUCAGAAAAAGACAGCCAGUCUGAUCGGGGUUGAGGGAGGGCACUCACUGGACAGCAGCCUGGGCACCCUGAGGACCAUGUACCAGCUAGGGGCGCGCUACCUCACACUCACACACAGCUGCAACACACCCUGGGCUGAUAACUGGCUGGUGGAUACAGGAUCCGAGCCAUCACAACACAAUGGUCUGUCUAAGUUUGGCAAGCAACUGAUCGUGGAGAUGAACCGCCUAGGGAUGCUGAUCGACCUGGCCCAUGUAACCGAGAAGGUGAUGGACCAGGUGUUGGACAUGUCCAUGGCUCCUGUCAUCUUCAGCCACUCGUCCGCCUACACUAUCUGUCCACACAAGAGAAACGUUCCAGACCGCAUCCUCAAAAGGGUGAGAGAUAAGCAGGGCAUUGUGAUGAUUAACUUCUACAACGACUAUGUGACCUGCAGCAAAACUGCUUCUCUAUCCGACGUAGCAGAUCAUUUUGACCAUAUAAGGAGUGUGGCUGGAGCUGGCAUCAUUGGCUUUGGGGGGGACUAUGAUGGAGUAGGCAGAGUUCCAGUAGGUCUUGAGGAUGUGUCAAAGGUGCCUGGGCUGGUAGCAGAACUACUAAAGAGAGGUUGGAACGACACAGAGAUUAAAGAUGCUCUUGGCGAUAACCUCCUCAGGGUCUUCCGCGAGGUGGAGAAGGUGCGAAAUAAUCUGAGAGAUUCUCAUCCAGAUGACCUACCUAUCCCCUACUCUGAGGUGAAGAACACCUGUAGAACCAGCUACGGCUACCCAGACCCAGACAGUGGUGGUCCUGUCCUAACCCUCUCUCCCCUGGCCCUGCUACUGGCUCUGGUCCUGGGGGGACUGGCUGCUUGAAGAGGAAGGGCAGUGGGGAGUGGGCUGGAGGAGGUAAAGGCUGUAGGAAGGGACGGGGGCAUAGAGAGCUCAGAUACAGGAAGGAUGAGGAAGGGUGAAGUCUCGAAAGUCAGUCUAAUGGUUAAUGACAUGUAAUGUUAAUGUGUAAGACAUGGAACGCAUUGAUUAAAAUGGAAUAAAAUGAAUCAGGAAAAUAUAUCCACUGUACUGUCUCUUGAUGAAGAAUCUCCACUGGCAUGGAAAUGAUUUGAGGAGCAUGAUUAAUCUGGGACAGUGAACAGGGUCUAAGUUGGUUACACUCUACUACUUUGCUAGGAUGAAAUACAUCUGCUAGCUGUGGUAGCUGCUAACCCCACUCCUCUUC
Molecule: messenger RNA, 1999 nt
Organism: Hypomesus transpacificus
Lineage: Eukaryota; Metazoa; Chordata; Actinopteri; Osmeriformes; Osmeridae
Gene: dpep1
Product: dipeptidase 1
Exons: 10
Coding region: 370-1635 (421 amino acids)
Biological process (GO): proteolysis
Molecular function (GO): metallodipeptidase activity
Source: RefSeq, a predicted model, not a curated record